CUCGCGGAAAUCGCUAUGGGAUCUACUUGAAAGUCACUUUGCAAAUCCAGCUAUGCUGUUGGGUGUGUCUUGUUAAAUGUGUGUGAUUGUGUGUUUGUAAUAGUAGGAAGAUUCGCAAUUCCAAAAUUUGUAAUUCCUUCCAACCUGUGAAGAGCACGGGACAAAGUUCGGCAAGCUACUUGAGCGAACAUCUUGCAACCUAGAUACGCGCUCGAAGUGCUGCGUCAAGACGAGUGACAGUAUAGCUCAGUGGUGAUGUCUUGGUAUUUGAUCAAAUGAAAUAUAUCGCUGUUUGGGAUUACUUGUAAAUAACUGCAUUAGCAGUGUACGGGUUUGCUCAGUGGGAGAGCUGUUUAGAAGGCAUUGAUACCGUAGGGAAACUGAACCAGGAAAAAGAACAAGGAAAAAAGUUUGCAGAGGUUAAAAGUCUCUGAACCUGUUCGUGCAGCCAGUGGGGAGGAAGAGUUUAAUAUGGGCAACGGAAUGUGCUCCAGAAGGCAGAAAAAGAUCUUCCAGUCUUUGCUAUUAUUCACCGUGUCUUUAGGACUUAUAUAUGGGGGAAUUGUUUCCUACGAAAUGCAUAAACAGCUGAAGAAGACGGAGGCGAUGGCACUGAAGUACCAACAACAUCAAGAGUCACUUUCAGCGCAGCUCCAAGUUGUGUAUGAGCACAGGUCCAGACUGGAGAAGUCCCUACAGAAAGAGAGACUGGAGCACAAGAAGGCCAAAGAAGAUUACCUCAUGCACAAACUUGAAGCGCAGCAGAUAUUGAACAAGGAAAAGCAAGAUUCCAGCAACAGAUUCAAUUCACUGCAUGUGCAACACCAGAUGUUAAAGGGCCAGCACGAGGAACUGAAGAAGCAGAUUUAUGACCUCCAGGAGCAACACCAGAUACAGGUGGAAGACCACAGCAGGGUCAUCGAAGAGCACAGGCAAAAAUAUGACCAGCUACGGCAAACCAAGGAGCGGGAGAUCUCUAAACUCGAAGAGAACGUGUAUAACCUGCAAGAGGAGAACAAGCAGUUGAGGAAGGCCCACCAGGAUGUUCACAAACAGCUUCAGGAUGCCCAGCAACGGCACGAGGAUUUAAAGUCAGCACACGAACGACUUGCACUGACAUUAGAAGACCACAAGAGUGCGCUGGCGGUUGCACAGGGCCAAAUAGAGGAGUUCAAGCAGCUGAAGGAGACGCUGAACAGGAUGUCAAGUCUUCAGCAGGUGAAUGCGAAACCCACUGUGGCCCCAGCCCAGGCGGCUGCCCUGAGGGCCGACUCCUCCCACAACCAGCCUGACCACAAGGAGGCGCAGUCCCGGGUGGAGCAGGGAGAAGGGCAUCGGAAGGACGCAGGAGAGGGAAAGCAACAGCUGGCUGUAUCCCGACGUGUGGUGCAGCCGGAAGGGGAGGCUGGCCCCGGGGCAGGGGAGGAGGAAGGCGGGGAAAGAGGUGGAGCGCGGGAAGAGCAGCAGAGGAAGGAGAUGGAGCAGGCGGGGCAGCCCCAGCACCUGGAGGAACCAGAGCAGCCCCGGGAAGAAGAGGAGGAGGUGAAGGAGCCCGAACAAAACCAGCCGGAUGAGAACACGCUGGACCGCAACCGCCACCAAGCAGCGCCGCCACUCGUGCCGGAGCUGCAGCCGGACGCAGAGCAGCAGGCAGCUGCGCAGGCCGAGCCGGUGAAGUCUGCAUACCAGCAGCAGGAGCAGCAGCAUGCGGCUGUGCAGCUGGCUGAGGAGCGCAGGCAGGCCCACCUCAGGGAGCAGCUCCUCAGGCAGGGAAAUCAGUUUGACAUGGACUCAGCCAUUGUUCAGGGUGAAGAAGACUCGCCGAAUAAGCAAGGCGAAGAGGGGAACAUUCAGACACAGUUGGAGGAAGAGGAGGGUGAGCAAGCGGAAGGGGACCGUGGGAGAAAUCGUGAGGAUAAUCUGGCUGAAGAGGAUGUGAACCCUGAGGAUGAUCCCAACAACCAGGGGGAAGAUGAGUUUGAUGAGGCGCAGGAGCAAGGAGCGGGGGCGCCAGUGGGGCAGUCCCAGCACCAGGCAGGAGAGAACCAAAAUCAACCCGCAGCAGCCGAGAGAGAUGACAGAGGGAUGGGUGGAAAUCCAGACCAACAGGAAGACACUCUGGAUGAACAGUAUCAGGAAGAGGGAGAGGAAGAGGUUCAGGAUUUGAGAGUACAUCAGAGGCAAGAGGAAGAGGUGGUGAAAGAAACAGAGGCCCCAUAUAAUGACGAGAACAGAGAAUAUGCCCUGAUGCGUCAGGACAAUAUGAAGAGACAGGAAGGCCCAGAGAAAGAGGACAAUGCGGCCAGGAAAGAGGGAGCUGCCAAUGAACAGGGGAAUUAUGAGGAGGAAGAAGCGGAAGUAUUGGAGGAUGAGGAAGGAGCACAAGACAAGCCGGCUAAUCGUAGAGCAGAGAUUUGAAAGGUGCACAUAGAGAGACAGUGCCUUCAUGUGGAUGCUACUCCCCUCAGGACUGUUGAAAGCAUUUUUCUCUCUUUAAAAAAGAGAAAAUUUUAAAUAUUUCCACUGGAAAUCCACUCUCUAUCUUGACUAUUCAGAUCUGCUGAGGGAUGGAUCUAAAUAUUCAUCAGUCUAGGA
Megalops cyprinoides (Indo-Pacific tarpon) is the source of this 2595-nucleotide messenger RNA. RefSeq names its product golgi integral membrane protein 4a (gene golim4a). The coding region runs from base 472 to 2418 and encodes 648 amino acids. The record is from RefSeq and is a predicted model, not a curated record. The transcript has 16 exons. NCBI's taxonomy places the organism in Eukaryota, Metazoa, Chordata, Actinopteri, Elopiformes, Megalopidae. Gene Ontology annotation, cellular component: Golgi membrane; Golgi apparatus.